This is a messenger RNA of Felis catus (domestic cat), 1902 nucleotides long. It is a transcript of the gene IL18, whose product is annotated as interleukin 18. Gene Ontology annotation, biological process: immune response; inflammatory response. Lineage: Eukaryota; Metazoa; Chordata; Mammalia; Carnivora; Felidae. The transcript is spliced from 4 exons. Gene Ontology annotation, molecular function: cytokine activity. The record is from RefSeq and is a predicted model, not a curated record. The coding region runs from base 1286 to 1879 and encodes 197 amino acids.
UAUGACCCUCUAAAAGACCCCAGAUUAUUAGAGGCCAUGAGUUUCUCAUACUUUUCCUUAAAAGUAACACUUUCCCAUUCUUAAGGUGAUCCUUACUGUACUUGAAAUAGAAAGUAUCAACUUUAAAAAAAAUACUAUUUUUCACAUGUCUUUUUCCCCCCAGCUUUACUGAAAUAUAAUUGACCUAUAACUCCUCAUGUUUCUUAAAGAUUGCCUUGCUCUCCAUUUAUUUAGUUCAGUAAAUAUUGGUAUCUGUAUCCCAGGUGCUAUGUCAAGCAGUAGGAUACAGUGGUGAGCAAAACAUGGUUCCUACAGGGAGAAGCAGGCCCAUGAGGAAGACAAUUGGAAUAUAGUAUGUUAAGUGUUACAAAGACACAGGAUGCUAUGGGAGCACAUGGAAGAGGCACCUAAUUCAGUCCAAUAGAUUCUGGGAGGGCACUUUGAAGGAGGGACAGAUUUAAAGAGUGAAUGGGGGUUAGUGAAGAGAAGGUAUUGUGGGCAGGGAGAAGACAGCAUGCACAGGCCAAGAAAGGAAAGAAAGCAUGGCAUGUCUGAGCAAUUAAAAGUAAUUCAGAAUGGGAGUAGGAGAAUGAAGAGAGAAGAAGGAUAAACAGGGUGCAGAUAAAGAAGCUUCCUUUAUUCCAAGAUAGGGAAUUUAGACCUUAUCUUUGGGAUAAUGGGGAUUCAGAAAGCAUAAUAUGUAUGACCUGGGAUACAGAUCAAUUUGCUGCAACAAAGAAACCCAAAAAUAUAGUAAGAGAAAAUGCUUCCGUAAAAUACAAGUCCAAGUUGGUAGUUCGUGAUGAUGGUGGGAUCUCAAGUUUCUUCUCUCCUGCUAUUCCAGUAUCCCUAAGUUGUUGAACUCAUUCACAUACUUGAAAAUCAUUACCAUACUUCCUAGGUCCAUAUCCCAGCUAGCAAGAAAGGGUUCAAAAUAAGAGGAAGACAGCCCUAUUCCUUUUAAAGUCUCUACUUGGAAGUUGUACACAUCAACUCCACUCAUAUUCCAUUCAUUAGAAUUUAGUCACCUGGCGAUACCAACUGCAAGGGAAUCUGGAAAAUAUAAUUUUUAUUCUAGGUGGCUAUGUGCCCCAUUAAAAAUCAGAGAUAACAUGCUCAUAUCUCUGAAUUUUAACCUUAAUUAAAAUUGAAUUUUAAUUCCUCCUGGCUUCAGUAUAAAGAAUUGAUGUGGGGACAAAAAAAAAAGGGGAGAUGCCAAUUAAGAGGCUAUUACUGCAGUCCCUGUAAGAAAUGAUAGUGACAUGAAUUAAGGUAGGCACAGUGGAUGCCUAUGAAGAGCUGUGCAUGGAUUUUAGAAAUACUUAAAAGAAUCAAGAGGACACAGUUGGGGCUGGAUUUCGAAGGGGAUGGAAAGAAAGACCGAAAAGAAAACCUGGAAACAGAUUACUUUGGCAAGCUUGAACAUAAACUCUCAAUCUUACGAAACUUGAACGACCAAGUUCUCUUCAUUAACCAGGGAGAUCAACCUGUGUUUGAGGAUAUGCCUGAUUCUGACUGUACAGAUAAUGCACCCCGGACUGAAUUUAUCAUAUAUAUGUAUAAAGAUAGCCUCACUAGAGGUCUGGCAGUAACCAUCUCUGUGAAUUAUAAGACCAUGUCUACUCUCUCCUGUGAGAACAAAAUUAUUUCCUUUAAGGAAAUGAGUCCUCCUGAGAGUAUCAAUGAUGAAGGAAAUGACAUCAUAUUCUUUCAGAGAAGUGUUCCAGGACAUGAUGAUAAGAUACAAUUUGAGUCUUCAUUGUACAAGGGGUACUUUCUAGCUUGUGAAAAAGAGAAAGAUCUUUUCAAACUCAUUUUGAAAAAAAAGGAUGAAAAUGGGGAUAAGUCCAUAAUGUUCACUGUUCAAAACAAGAAUUAGAUAUUAAAAUUGCAUAAUUUGAA